Messenger RNA from Anopheles aquasalis, 1056 nucleotides. RefSeq names its product Peroxiredoxin 3 (gene Prx3). Lineage: Eukaryota; Metazoa; Arthropoda; Insecta; Diptera; Culicidae. Gene Ontology annotation, biological process: cell redox homeostasis; hydrogen peroxide catabolic process; cellular response to stress. The record is from RefSeq and is a predicted model, not a curated record. Gene Ontology annotation, molecular function: thioredoxin peroxidase activity. Gene Ontology annotation, cellular component: cytosol; mitochondrion.
GUUUGCGGUUCAACAACAACAACAAUACCACACCUUGAAGUGAACCUCUGUGUGAGCUAACCUUUUGCUGGCUUGAAUGUAUCGUAAAUAAUCGUUAUCACCUUGGUGAUCGGCCUAUCAACCGACAUUUCUAAAUAGAAGAAGGGACACAUCCUUGCCACGAUCAACAACUGAACUGCGAUCAAACUAUGGCGUUUCUAGCACGGAACCUCUUUCAAGCGUCUGCUCGUCUGUCGACGGUCCUGCGAGCGACAGGCCAACAGCAGGAGCAGCAACGGCGACGCUUGCUCCAUCUCAGUCGCAACCUGUGCGUGGCCCAGGUACAGAAGCCGGCUCCCCCAUUCCAGGGCACAGCGGUGGUCAACAACGACUUUAAGGAUAUUAAACUAGAAGACUACAAGGGAAAGUAUCUGGUGUUAUUCUUCUACCCGCUGGACUUCACGUUCGUCUGCCCGACGGAAAUCAUUGCAUUUAGCGACCGCAUCCAGGAAUUCCGGGCGCUCAACACCGAGGUGGUGGGCGUGUCGGUGGAUUCUCAUUUCUCGCAUCUAGCCUGGAUCAACCAGCCGCGCAAGUCCGGAGGACUCGGCAAACUCGACUAUCCCCUGUUGGCCGAUCUGACGAAGCAAAUAUCCGCCGACUAUGGAGUGCUGCUGGAGGACGCGGGCAUCUCGCUGCGCGGUCUGUUCAUUAUUGAUCCGAACGGGGUGGUGCGCCAAAUCACCAUCAACGAUCUGCCGGUUGGCCGAUCGGUUGACGAGACGCUCCGGUUAAUUAAGGCGUUCCAGUUUGUCGAGAAGCACGGCGAGGUGUGCCCGGCCAACUGGGAACCGAACAAAAACGCGGCCACAAUCAAACCGAACCCGAAGGAGUCGCGUGAGUACUUCGAAAAGCAUGGCAAGUAGGAAAGAGAGGCGUGUAGAGUAGUCCGGCGAGGGAGGCCACUGAUGUUUAGCAACAGGUUCCAGCUAACAGGUGCCAGUCCGCGACUCCCCCUCCGCUCUGCACCCGGAGAAGAAUUAUGAAGUUAAUAAACAAAAAAACAUUCUCCCCAGA